Pseudo-nitzschia multistriata is the source of this 981-nucleotide messenger RNA. Lineage: Eukaryota; Bacillariophyta; Bacillariophyceae; Bacillariales; Bacillariaceae. The record is from the annotation of a GenBank genome assembly.
CAAUCUAAAUUUUUUAAAAGUUUUCCGUGAAUAAAAUCACAACGUCAUUCACGGUCUGAUCUUUGCACGUCACAGGGAGAUUGUCGAUCGAGAGAUUUUUCAUUCUGAUGUUUUGCCUUGUGAUGUGUCGUGGUCGAUGACAAAAAUUAUGUAGAAGUACAGUAGCUGAUGGACUAAGAAAGACUAUCUGCAACAGAACAACAUUAUUUUUCGUACCCGCUUAACUUUCAUAUUAUAUUCACCAGGCUUUCCUGCGCAUUUCUAAGAUGAAAUUUUCUCCUUUAUUUGCCGGAUCGAUCGCUCUAUUUGGGUUGGGAAACCAUGCUACCGCCUUUUGUCCGGUAGCGAAUCAUGGCACGGUCGUGUCUUCGGCCCUUCGUGCUACUGCCUUCGAACUGGUUCCCGAGCCAGAGGGCGGAGAAGAAAUCUCCUCCGUCAAGAGCCUUCCCGGAUCCCGCAUGAAGAACAUGGGAGAAGCCGAGGGACUGGCUGGGGUUCGUGAUGACGACGAAGAUCAGGGACCUAUCAACAAAUACUGGCUCACGGCAAAGGUGGAGGGACCAUUGAUCAAAGAGAUUCACCAGACCGUCCUGAAGGAGAGCGCCAAGAAGGCUAACUUUCCCGGUUUCCGCAAGGGACAGGUCCCACCCUUCGCCAUGCCCCAAAUUCGUGGGUUUGCGGUACAAGAAGCCAUCGUUCAAACUUGCCAAUCUGCUGUGGAUGCUUACGGCCUCAAGAGUGUUUCCGGAUCCGACGGGGAGGUCGAGGUUCUCGAGGACGUGCCAGAGAUGGCUAAGGCCUACAAACUCGGUGACGAUUUGGAAUUCACAGCGACCUUCAAUGCGAUUGUUGAUCCCGAGUUGGCUCCAGCAGAAGAUAGUAGUAGCAGUGAGGAUGGCGUUGUGGAUGUUGAAGCCGAGGUUGCCGCCGAAUAAAGAAAUCAAGCAACAAUCAACGAAAAAGUAAAAGAACACAAAAAUG